AUGGAAGGCACGCCUCUACACCAUCGGUCCUCAGCGGAGGAUCGCCAUGAUCGUGAUCGUAAGCACAGCAGACCCCGUCGGCACUCGAGACGUUCGCACGACAGCCAUGCCACCGAUAACGACCUGACCUCUGAGGUCCCCCGUGAGUCUCGCCACGGACGCUCGCACCGUCCCACUAACGACGUAAUCGCCUCUGAUUCUUCGGAUGAAGUCCUGAUCAAAGACCGCGGCUCACAACGAUCUCGACGGGAGGCUACCAGCAAGCGUUCCACCACGCGCCACUCCAGAGACAACGAGAAAGGUCAGCAGCGCGAGGAAACGCGUCGUCCUUCGUCUUCGUCCAGUCACGAGGUUCACAUCCACUACAUCCCCAUCGUCACCACAUCAGCUACGCCUCCAGUCAUGAACUCUCGCCGCCACUCGCGGUCGGGCGACCCUUCUCCCCCUGAUGUCGAUGCUCCUGCCAUCAGGGUGUCUAAGUCGGUCGGCGUCUGCGCCAGCGAGCUGACUGAACAACUCAAGGGCCUCACAAUGUCCUGGAUCUCCAAGCACACUUCCUCGGCCCAGGGUUCACGCCGAAGCAAGCACGAGCGGCUCGGCAAGCACGGGAAGAAAAAAGAGGUUUCCAAGUUUCUGGCGCCCCUCGCCGAACGCUGGAUUUGCUACUGCUGCGGCAAGCUUCGCUCCGACACCUUCCACAGCCGUCACCCCCUCAAGGAGGGACAGAAGAUGCAGCCCAACUGGUGUGGUAGGUGCCGUAUCUACAGCGAGCUGAAGGGCAAGACGCUCAACUGGAGUGGUCAGCGCCACUAUUGCUGGGGAUGCGGAAUCAUCCGCUCCAAGAGCUACCAUCGCGACAACCGCAUUGUCGAGGGCGACGUGCCUACGCCCAACUACUGCAGAGCCUGUCGCGAGGUCUCACCCAGCUUCGAAUACAGUCUACGCGAGGCCAGUGAGAUAGGAAGUGAGGCGACAAUCCGAGAUCAGGCUUUCCAGCGUCAGAUGCACGACGCUGAGCUGAGCGAUAUUGAGGAAGAUGAGGAUGACGACGACGAUACGACCAGAGCCCAGGUUGCGCCCGGCAAGGAGAACGAAGACCCCAUCAAACCAAAGAAGGUCAAGCACUCCGACAGCUUCAUCCGUCAGCACUGCUCCCUGUCGACCAAGACCAAAUCCUCCGAGAGCUCCAACGAAGGCGGGGCGCCCGUCGGCGAGCCCAAGGCUAUGCAGCUAGAGGCAGAGAAAGCUCGCAAUUCCGUCGAAGGAGGACGCCCCCUUUCGUCGCGCUCGUAUAACCCUCCUCACGUGCAACCCCUUCCAGAAAAGGGUCUCAAUGCUGGUAUGGGACUCUCCUCAGAGGCUCAGCCGACCUCCAAUAAGGGUGGUGGUUGCGCCGUGGAGGCCAAAGACCAGACUGCUGGUGAGCAGCUACUGCGUGAGGAUGGAGGCGUAGGUCAAGUUGGAGACCGCUCAACUGUCCCCGCCGAUGACCAUAAAGCCAUCGACGUGAGCUCGUCUAAGAAGAAGGUACACUGGAGCAAGGACAAAGAGGACAAUCAACCUAUGACUUCUGCUACCGGUGCCUCUUCUUCCUCUGAGAGCAGCCUGCUUCAUGGCACUGACUCCAGCCUUUCGAGCGGCUAUCGAUCUAAUCUUUCGUCCAAGAAGUCUAGCGCUUUCCGCGGACCUCCCCGCCGUCACCCUGCCGAGGAGAGCACGGGCAGUCCUCUCGAGCGUGAGGGCGCCGUCUUGAGUGAGAAUCUUGGCGACAGUUCGCGAAAGGCCUGGGCGGAGGAGGCUUCCUCGAGUCGACAGUACAGCCGCGGUGUUCCCAGCUUCCGUCAGGGCUCCUCAGCCCAGCAGGCUUCCGGAGAGGCAGCUUCCAACCUAGAUGCUGCGAUGCCUCGGGGUUCAUGCGGCCCUGCUCCAUCUGCUGGCUCCUACUACCAGACGACUUCAUCUGCUUCUUUUGCAACCUCUGAGCCCAUGAGCAUGGGCACUGAUACCUUUUCCUCUAACAACUUUGGGGGCCAGCAGAAUGCCCAUGACUACUGGACAUCCCACCCUCAGUCUUCUAGCCAGCGGUCAUAUGCUUCAUACAACCUUGCUGGCGAUCCAGUCUCCUACCAAGGUUACGACAGCUACAGUGCUUUCACUGACCAGCAACUCUACCCGGGCUUCGAUUCUGCCACCCACUUCAGCGACUCCACCACCCGCCGGGACUUCUCUGGCUAUACCGCACCUGUUGAGGCUGGUUUCGACAUGUACGAUUCCUCUCGGGCCAAUGACGGCUUUUUUGCCCCUUAUGGAUAUGGCUGUACCUUUCCUCCCCCUCCUGGCUAUCCUGAGUUCGACUUCUCCAACAUGGGCGAGACGGACGAGUUCAAGGCGGCCAAGGAUGAGUUCUAUACACAUGUCCCCCAGGGCGUCGACGAGACGUUUGCCAGUGAGAAGUUCACGCGCAACAACAAGUCUCGGACUCCACGGUCACAGGCCUCCUGGCGCCUGUAUGAUGAUGGAGACAUGGAGGAGAAGAAAAAGAAGAAGAGCACGACCUACGAGUGGCGUGAUGGCCACACGACCGUCCACCACGAGCAAGAGUCGUAUCUCACCAACUCUGGGAACCGGGUCACUAUCCUCUCCAUUCGGGAGAUCAAGAGCGACGAGGAAUUGUCCGAGGCUUCUGAUGGCGAAAAUGGUAUGAACAACAGCGGUAUCCGGUGCUUGCUAUGCCGUGGUGAUGAGGGCAGCGACGACUCGGAUCUUGACACUGUCAUCCACAAGUCCACGACGAAGUCCCUCUGCUCAACCUAA
This is a messenger RNA of Cryphonectria parasitica EP155, 2814 nucleotides long. RefSeq lists its product as uncharacterized. Lineage: Eukaryota; Fungi; Ascomycota; Sordariomycetes; Diaporthales; Cryphonectriaceae. The record is from RefSeq and is a predicted model, not a curated record. Bases 1 to 2814 code for a protein of 937 amino acids. The transcript is spliced from 3 exons.